Messenger RNA from Saccharomyces paradoxus, 2763 nucleotides. It is a transcript of the gene VID28, whose product is annotated as glucose-induced degradation complex subunit VID28. Gene Ontology annotation, cellular component: GID complex. Gene Ontology annotation, biological process: proteasome-mediated ubiquitin-dependent protein catabolic process. NCBI's taxonomy places the organism in Eukaryota, Fungi, Ascomycota, Saccharomycetes, Saccharomycetales, Saccharomycetaceae. The record is from RefSeq and is a predicted model, not a curated record. The coding region runs from base 1 to 2763 and encodes 920 amino acids. The transcript has a single exon.
AUGGCGGUGGCUUAUUCCCUGGAGAGUCUCAAAAAGAUCAGUAAUGCCCUGGUGGGAGACCAGUUGGCUAAAGUAGAUUACUUUCUGGCUCCGAAGUGCCAGAUUUUUCAGUGUUUGUUGUCUAUUGGGGCAGAUGAUGGAUUAGAGUUAAAGAAUGCGAAAUUGGAUCUGCUAUAUACCCUUUUACACCUAGAACCGCAACAAAGAGAUAUGGUAGGCACAUGUUACCUUGAUAUUGUGUCCGCAAUUUAUAAGUCCAUGACCCUGGCAGGCAGCUUUACUAAAAACGAUUCUUCGACGAACUAUAAGUACGUAAAACUUCUAAAUCUGUGUGCGGAAGUUUAUCCAAAUUGUGGUUUUCCAGACCUACAGUACCUCCAGACCGGGUUCAUCCACUUGGUCAACCAUAAACUGUUGAGAAGCAAAUGCAAAACUGAUGAGGUGAUUACAAUAAUUGAAUUAUUGAAGUUGUUUUCACUUGUAGACGAGAAAAAUUGCAGCGAUUUUAACCGGACCAAGUUUAUGGAGCAAGAAAGAGAAGUGACAGAAAUCUCACACUAUCAAGAUUUUAAAAUGGCUGAUUCCCUUGAACACAUAAUAGUUAAGAUAUCAACGAAGUAUUUGGAUCAGAUAAGUCUCAAAUAUAUAGUGCGGCUAAAAGUAUCCAGGCCAGCGUCACCAUCCAGCGUUAAGAACGAUCCCUUCGACAAUAAAGGUGUUGACUGCACCCGUGCAAUUCCUAAAAAAAUCAAUAUCUCAAACAUGUAUGAUUCUAGUUUACUAUCAUUGGCGCUCCUUCUAUAUUUAAGAUACCAUUAUGUGAUACCAGGUGAUCGAAAAUUACGGAAUGAUUCGACGUUCAAGAUGUUCGUUUUCGGUCUCUUGAAGAGUAAUGACGUUAACAUUAGAUGCGUCUCCUUAAAGUUCUUAAUACAACCGUACUUCACAGAGGAUAAGAAAUGGGAGGAUUCCCGUACGCUCGAGAAAAUACUGCCAUAUCUAGUUGAGUCAUUUAAUUAUGAUCCACUACCUUGGUGGUUUGAUCCAUUCGAUAUACUGGAUUCAUUGGUUGUAUUAUAUAACGAGAUUACUCCAAUGAAUAAUCCUAUUCUCACAACACUCGCCCAUACAAACGUCAUAUUUUGUGUUCUGUCUCGUUUUGCGCAAUGUCUUUCUUUACCACAACAGAAUGAAGCUACUUUGAAGACAACUACAAAAUUUAUCAAAAUAUGUGCGUCAUUUGCAGCAUCGGACGAAAAAUACCGCCUGUUACUGCUGAAUGAUACGUUGUUGUUAAAUCAUUUAGAAUACGGGUUGGAAUCCCACAUCACUUUGAUACAGGAUUUUAUAUCUCUGAAGGAUGAGAUAAGGGAAACGGUUGCGGAAACUCAUUCUAUGUGCUUGCCCCCAAUAUAUGACCACGAUUUCGUAGCAGCUUGGUUGCUAUUGCUGAAAUCAUUCUCAAGAAGUGUUUCAGCUCUUAGGACAACAUUGAAAAGAAACAAAAUUGCACAGCUACUUUUACAGAUACUGAGUAAAACAUAUACGUUGACUAAGGAAUGCUAUUUUGCUGGACAAGAUUUUAUGAAACCGGAAAUUGUGAUUAUGGGCAUUACUCUGGGCAGUAUCUGUAAUUUCGUGGUGGAAUUUUCUAAUUUGCAGUCAUUUAUGCUGAGAAACGGCAUAAUCGAUAUAAUCGAAAAAGUGUUAACCGAUCCAUUGUUUAACUCGAAAAAGGUCUGGGACGAUAACGAGGAUGAAAGAAGGACCGCUUUGGAAAGUAUACCAGUGCAUGAAGUGAAGGCAAACUCCUUAUGGGUGUUAAGGCAUUUAAUGUACAACUGCCAAAACGAAGAGAAGUUCCAACUUUUGGCCAAAAUCCCGAUGACUUUAAUUUUGGAUUUUAUUAACGAUCCAUGCUGGGCAGUACAAGCUCAAUGUUUCCAGUUGCUCAGAAACUUGACUUGUAACUCAAGGAAGAUCGUUAAUAUUCUUUUGGAAAAAUUUAAAGAUGUUGAAUACAAGAUCGAUCCCCAGACAGGGAAUAAGAUUACUAUUGGAUCAACAUACCUUUUUGAAUUCCUAGCAAAAAAGAUGAGGCUUUUGAAUCCAUUAGAUACCCAACAAAAGAAGGCCAUGGAAGGUAUCUUAUACAUAAUUGUGAAUCUAGCGGCAGUAAAUGAGAAUAAAAAGCAACUAGUCAUUGAACAGGACGAAAUACUGAACAUUAUGAGUGAAAUAUUGGUAGAAACAACAAACGAUAGUUCAAGUUACGGUAACGACAGCAAUUUGAAAUUGGCAUGCCUCUGGGUACUUAAUAACUUACUUUGGAAUUCAUCAGUUUCACAUUAUACCCAAUACGCGAUUGAAAAUGGUCUGGAACCAAGGCAUUCACCAGGCGAUUCAGAAAACCCGCAAUCGACGGUAACAAUAGGGUAUAACGAAUCUGUUGCUGGUGGGUAUUUCAGAGGGAAGUACUUCGACGAGCCAGAUGGCGAUGAUAGCAGUAGUAAUGCCAAUGAUGAUGAAGAUGACGAUAACGAAGAUGACGAAGACGAUGAUGAGUUUGUUCGCACUCCCGCUGCAAAAGGCAGCACAUCAAAUGUACAAGUCACACGUGCCACGGUAGAAAGAUGUAGAAAACUCGUGGAAGUGGGAUUAUACGAUCUAGUUAAAAAGAACAUCACAGACGAGUCGUUAUCUGUCAGAGAAAAAGCCAGAACGUUGCUAUAUCACAUGGACUUGCUUUUGAAAGUUAAAUGA